Molecule: messenger RNA, 2853 nt
Organism: Pelmatolapia mariae (spotted tilapia)
Lineage: Eukaryota; Metazoa; Chordata; Actinopteri; Cichliformes; Cichlidae
Product: sodium/potassium/calcium exchanger 3-like
Exons: 17
Coding region: 394-2163 (589 amino acids)
Biological process (GO): calcium ion transmembrane transport; intracellular calcium ion homeostasis
Cellular component (GO): plasma membrane
Molecular function (GO): calcium, potassium:sodium antiporter activity; calcium channel activity
Source: RefSeq, a predicted model, not a curated record
CCCAGCUGAAGGCGCUCUAGUCUGUAGGUCCAGGAAAAACCCCCUCCUCCCCGACGGGAAAAUCAUAAACAGCAGAUCAGAUUUAGGGCAGAAGGAAAGAGGGGAUAUUAUCAAAUAGGCGCUGGCUGAUUUAUUGUGUGCACGUAUCCGCUGGAUGUAUGUGAAGCGUGUGGAUGCUGCACGGUUAGUGCUGACUGACUCCCGGAGAUGCUGUGGACAGGCCGAACCUGUUUAACAUCCGCUUGCUUAUUGGAUGGAGCAAAGAAAGAUAGACAAUAAAUCAGAAUAAGAGAUCAACAGGCCAGUUGUAUUCGGUCUGAGAGCAGGAGUCCGAGGAAGAGGGGCAGCGGCAUGUUCUGAGCGGAGAGCCGACGAGCGGCGGCAGCAGGCGGGAUGAAGGCUCCGAGAAGACCGAGGCAGACGCGCCUCCUCCCGCGUUUCUGCGUCUGUGGAGUCGGUCUGAUCGCAGCCGCCUGGAUCUUUCACUUCUGUGAUGUUACAGACUACCAUAGACCAACUGUGGAUCACAGCAGCUCCUUAUUCAAAAGAGAGCUCAUCCAGCAAAAAGAAGACAACCAGACUGGGGGUGCUUCUAGAUCUGCUAUCAGUGAAUUUCCUGAAGACAUCUUUACUGUGGAUCAAAGGAGACAGGGUGCAGUCCUCCUUCAUGUUCUCUGUGCUAUCUACAUGUUUCACGCACUGGCCAUUGUCUGUGAUGUUUACUUUGUGCCAUCACUGGAAAAAGUGUCAGAGAACCUUCAGCUCAGUCAGGAUGUUGCCGGGGCAACCUUCAUGGCAGCUGGGAGCUCCGCCCCUGAGCUCUUCACUUCUUUGAUUGGCGUGUUUAUCACAAAGGGUGACGUCGGUGUGGGAACUAUUGUGGGAUCAGCUGUCUUUAACAUCCUGGUUAUCAUCGGCAUCUGUGGCAUCUUUGCAGGACAGCCCAUUGCUCUGAGCUGGUGGCCUCUGUUCCGUGAUGCUGUUUUCUACAUCCUCUCCAUAGUGGUGCUUAUUCUGGUGAUCUAUGAUGAAAAAGUCCUGUGGUGGGAGACCAUCAUCCUGAUCUCUAUGUAUGGACUCUAUAUAAUCAUCAUGAAGUUUAACAGAUCUCUGUGCUGCCUGGUGGAGAGACACUGCAGCAGGGCCGGUCAGCCGUGUCUGAGCGGUCUGCGACGGAUGACUGCUGUCGGAAACGCCGGAGACGGCGACAAUGACAUGGUGCCGCUGAAACCAGACUCAUGUGUGGUGGCCGGUCAGGAUUCAGGGGUCGUAAUGGUGGAUGAGCUACUGAACUCGCACCCCCAUCAACUGACUCUGUCAGAGAGGCAAAGGCUGAUUCGGGCUCGGGUUGGCCCAGAGGAGGGGGCAGCUUCAGGGGAGGAAGGUUCAGGAGCUAGUGGGCCUUGGGGGAGAGAGAAUGGGACGGCGGCUGAGGGAGAGAGACAGCCACCAGAGGGAGAGUUGGAGAGGGGUAAAGAGACAGUAGGGGAGACAUGUGGGGGAGGACAGCCCAAGGAGCAAGAGGAAGAGGAGGAGGAGCAAGAGGACCAAGAUGAAGAGAAUGUUCCUUUCAAACCGUUUGUCCUGCCAGAUGGGUGGUGUGUGCGUCUGAAGUGGCUGCUCUCCUGGCCUGUGAGUGUCCUGCUUUACUGCACCAUCCCUGACUGUAACCUGCCGCGGUGGGAGCGCUGGUACCUGCUCACCUUCCUGUCCUCCACACUCUGGAUAGCCUUCUUCUCCUACCUCAUGGUCUGGAUGGUGACAAUAAUCAGCUAUACACUUGGAAUCCCAGAUGUGAUCAUGGGCAUCACUUUUCUGGCUGCUGGCACGAGUGUCCCCGACUGCAUGGCCAGUCUCAUUGUCGCCCGACAGGGGAUGGGCGACAUGGCUGUGUCCAACUCCAUUGGCAGUAAUAUCUUUGAUGUGCUGCUGGGUCUGGGCUUUCCCUGGGCGCUGAGGACUCUUAUAGUCAGCUAUGGAUCAGUGGUGACGAUAAACAGCAAAGGCCUGGUGUACUCAGUGAUUCUGCUUCUGGCCUCAGUCACGCUUACUGUCCUCUGUGUCCAUAUGAACCACUGGAGGCUGGACCGCAGGCUGGGAGUCUGCCUCCUGCUGCUGUACGCUGUCUUCCUGCUCUGCUCCGUCGGUUUCGAACAGCUUUAGACGACACUCCCGUUACACGCAAACAAACGGCCCUCCUCCCCUGCUGCCAUUAUUAAUGAAAAAUGUACGGAGAGAUGAUUUAUGGUUUCAUUUCAAAGUGGCUUUCCACGAUAGAUAGUCAUUACUAUGACACCGGCUGCCUACAAACGAAAUUGUUUACCUUUGAUAAAUGAGUCUUUUACAGAGUUUUGUACUGUAGCACUUCCAACCCGAUGAUAAUGCACUGUCUCACAAGAAAUUUAUAAAAUAUGGAAUUUGUAUUCUGAAACCUAGAAUAUUAUAUAAGAACCCCAAAGUGUGUUAGUUUACUUAUUAUUACUGCCACAAGUAACCUCAACGAGCAGAUGAUUUCACAUGUAAGUGUAUAUGGUUGCUUCUCGGUUUAUCCACUUAUUUCAUGUAAAGUUUUGUGUUUUCGUCACGCCUUUGUAUCUGUAGCUGUAAAAAGCAUAGCAUGGCUAAUCACGCUCCAGAUAUUUGCACUAAGCCACUGUUGUCUUGGCUUUGUAUACAAUGUAGGCCCCACACUUGCCCCCGCCCUCCCCCUGCUAAAAGCUUCUCAACACAAAGGUUGUUUUAAUUUUUCCUGAAACAACAAUGAAUAUAUUCUGCAAGAUGUUUAUAAAUGUCUGUCUGGAGAGAGUCCUGAAGUGUAUGUCUUUGAGUUACGAGUGCAAUAAAAAACUUUGU